CAACAAGACAAAGUCAAAUAAUUUGUAUAUUUCUAUCUUAAUAAAAACACACACUGAUAUUACCCUACAUAAUAUCUCCUGUGUUUCGCAUCAUGGCCUUGGAGAAGAUUUGUGGAAUGGAUAAGCCAGCGUUUAUGAGGGGAUUUGGUUCGCUCACUUCCCAACAGACAAUCGACCAAAUAAGGCUGGCUUCGAGUAAUGUGGAUAAUCCGUUCGCAAUAAUGGCUCCACCAUUUGAGAGUCCCCGGGAACGACUCAAUGAAUUGGCAGCCCAGAGUAAUGUGCGUAUGGACUAUGAUCACGGUACCACCACGGUGGGAUUCGUUUACAGAGGCGGCAUUGUCCUGUGUGUGGAUUCCAGGGCCACCGCGGGGAAAUAUAUUGGAUCGCAGAGCGUUCAGAAGGUGGUGCAGGUGAAUAAGCAUAUUCUGAGCACCAUUGCCGGGGGAGCAGCUGACUGCAUUUACUGGGACCGCGUUUUGACCAGGGAGAGCAGACUUCACGAGCUACGCUACAAGGAGCGAUUAUCUGUGCGAUCCGCUGCCAGAUUUAUCUGCAAUGUGGCAGCGGACUACAAGGGAAUGGGUCUCUCCAUGGGAAUGAUGUUGGCGGGUUGGUCCGCUGAAGGCCCCAGUCUGGUUUAUGUGGACUCCGAAGGGCUGCGCAUCUACGGAAAGGUGUUCGCCGUGGGCAGUGGGUCCUCGUACGCCCUGGGUGUUCUGGAUAAUGACUACCGCUUUAACCUCAGCGACAUUGAAGCCUACGAUCUGGCCUUUCGGGCAGUGUAUCGUGCUACCUUCAGGGAUAGUUUUUCCGGCGGUCUGGUGAGACUAUAUCACAUGGACCAAAGUACCUGCAGAAAUGUGGAGAACAAAGAUUGCCAAGAGUUGCAUGAAAAAUACUCCAAAAGUAUAACAAAUCAUGGAGUUGUGGGUGCUGAGCGCAAGCUUUAAAUUAUGUUAAGCCUUUCUUAAAAUUAAUGUUUACUUAUUA
Messenger RNA from Drosophila elegans, 993 nucleotides. It is a transcript of the gene Prosbeta5R2, whose product is annotated as proteasome subunit beta type-5. The transcript has a single exon. Gene Ontology annotation, cellular component: proteasome core complex. Bases 93 to 953 code for a protein of 286 amino acids. The record is from RefSeq and is a predicted model, not a curated record. Gene Ontology annotation, molecular function: threonine-type endopeptidase activity. Lineage: Eukaryota; Metazoa; Arthropoda; Insecta; Diptera; Drosophilidae.